Messenger RNA from Drosophila busckii, 3480 nucleotides. RefSeq lists its product as uncharacterized. Lineage: Eukaryota; Metazoa; Arthropoda; Insecta; Diptera; Drosophilidae. The record is from RefSeq and is a predicted model, not a curated record.
AAAUUAGUAAGCAAUAUGGUGUUGAGUAAUUCGACGCCCAACAGCAAUCACAACAAGCAGCACGAGCUGCUGCAUCUGGACACAGCGGCCAUCAACAGUGCGGACUUCAGCGAGCUGCUGCAACUCAAUGCCGAAAUCGAGCAGCGGCGCUCACGCAACGGCGCUCAAUGCAGCGAUGCUAGUGAGGCGUGUGGCCUGCUGCGUGCCACAAUGAUGCGGGAGGAGCUGUUUGAGGUGUCCUCGCUGGAUGAUGAUCGCUUUCUCACCGCCUUGGAGCAUCAAAAUUCGUAUGUGACUCCAUCGCGCGUGCAAGUCACAGACUUGGAUCUGAGCAGCAUUGAGAAUCUAAUGAAGUAUUUCGACGAGGAGGUGCCCACAACGCCCAGCAAGCAAAUGUUGGCAAUGAGCAGCUGCACAGGCAAGGUAGCAAGCGCUAUAGCCAAGCUAGCCAAUCAGCCUGAGACGCCAGCAAAGCAAAAACCUACUGCUGGUAAGCAGAAGAUCAGCGAGUUGAAGCAGCGUUAUGAGCAGUCACCGGAGCAGCAGCAGCAGCAGCAGCAACAGUUGGCAACGCCUCAAGCGCCACGUGGCGGCAACCGCCUGCCCAUGAAGGUGGCGAGAUAGGCACAGCUGUUCAACUCCAAGAUCAAUCAGGUUAUGGGACGCGCCGAGCCACCACAGUAUGCAACACUACACAACGAGCUAUCGCUAUCGCCAGAGAUUAAAAAAACAAAGCCAAAAGUGCAGCCGCCAACGCCUAAGCCACGACAGCAGCUGGAACAAACCACUUGCCUGGUAGCUGAGGAUGUUUUCCGUGAGCUAAGCGUCAAGGAUAAGAUAUUGUUGUUUGACAAGUUCGUCAGCGAUAUAGCUACCAAGCAUCCCAAGUUCAAUGAGCAUGCCGACGAUUUGAAGGCGCAGGCCAAGAAGCAAAUGGCACGUGGUGAAGUCAUAGCCGAACAGCAGGCCAGAGUCAAGGAUUUAGCCAAGGAGUUGGAGGCAAAGUGUGUGCUGCAGACAACAACAACGCCGCCACGUCCACAGGCAGCAACUAAGCCCACAACGCCUUCACUACAUGUCAGCACACUUACUGUCAUCAUCAAGCCCAACAAGGAGCGACAUCUAAUUGCCAGUCCAAGCCAGAGCGAACCGCUUGCCCAGCGUGAGCCUGGCCAGAAGCGCAAUCUAGCUGAAAUACGCUCUAGACUGCCCACAGAGGCGUAUGCGCCGCCCAAGAAGAUACGACGCACACGUCAGGAGCGCGCUGGUCAAAUGUUUUUUCAAAACGAGCCGCUGGAGAGUCUCUUUUACAGUUGGCUCAGCGCUGAGAACGGCGUGCUCUUUGACAUUACCAGCGCCAGCAACCAUGAGCAAACCAUUGAGAUAGCCAGCUCUGAUGAGCAGCCAGCCAUGCUUAGCCAGCUAAGUGAGUACAGUCAAAAGUCCGCUGUGGAACGUCUGCUGGAGGAAGCCAUUGCCAAGUUGGAUCAGGAGAGCAAAACAAAGGAGAGUCUGCAAUUGGAGCAGAAGGAUGUGGAUACAGCUAGCAGCGUUAGUGUCAAGUCUACGCCACGCAAGCUGAAGCGCCAAGCGCCGCCAGUGCCUGCGCCACGUCCAAGUCUAACGCAACAGUCCAGCUGCAUUACCUCCAGCAGCGCCUCCAGCUGCAAGCAAUCCGAUGCAGAGUCCGAGUCUGGUUUGUCCACACUGCCGAAGAUAACCAGCGAUGAAUCGCAGCCUGAGAUGCUCACCACCCCAGUGGAAGCCGAGAACUUUGACUUUCCCAAGCCACAGCGUCCGCCGCGCAAGAAGAAGCUGCGCCGCACACUCACCUGGAAGAAGGAGAACUCUAUAGUUGAGGCUACCGCUAAUGCAGUGACCAGCACCGAUUCCGACUCUGACUACAAGCCCAAAAAGAAGUCCAACCCAGCGCCCGCAACACCUGUUGCCCUGCCACGCCCAGAACAAAGCUACAUAGAGCUGGACAAAUCGCUGAUGCGCCAUGUCAACUCACCACGUAAAAUCAAAUCCGCCUACACGCUCACUGUGCUCUCGCCCUCACCCACGGAUCAGUCGCCACUGCAGACGCCGCGUCAGUCGCUGGAGCAGAGUCAGCCGGCAACCGAUAGCUUUGUCGAUCAGGGCUUUGAGACCUGCUCGAACGAUGCCAGUCCUCUACGUCGCAGCUCUGUGGGCUUGAGCGAGAACAAGCCCUCGGGCUUUUCCACGCCUGUUAAGGCGCGCAGUCAGCUGCAGCUGUUCAGUCCGCUGGCGCAGGAUAAAGCGCGUCGCAGCUCGCUGGCCAUGCAGGUAAUACGCGAGGAUCAUCCACUGGAUCUAGCUGAAUCAUCAGAUGCACCCAACACGCCCACUUGCAGUGAACGUGAGUUCUUUGCCAAUGCGCCCACCGUGGAGAUGAGCUCAUCCCAGCUGGAUGAUUUCUCCAGUGCCGCCGACAAGCCGCAGUCCAAGUUCUGGAUUAGCGCUGGCGACUUUACAGUCUCACUGGAUAUUGCCUACAAUACGCCGGAGCGGCUGCGUCUGCUCUACGAGAUCUUCACACAGAAGAGCUGGGAAACACAAAAGCUUACCUUUGGCAUUGACAAACACAAGUUCUGCCGUGCGGCCAGCCAGGAAACAUGUCGCACUCUACCGGAGCGUCAGUCCAGCGAUAAGGACUUCUCGCACUAUUGGUUCGGCAGCGGAGAUGUCACUGUGCCCUUCAGUGGACGCCAUUUGUCAAGUGAAAAGAUUGAGCGUCUGUUUCGGUUUCUCGAUGCUGAGUUGGCUGCUGAGCCGGAGCGUGAGCUGCGCUUUGGCGUGGAUCAGUUUGAGUUUAGCAGCGUGCCAGAGUUCUGGCCAGCCACGCCCAAGUUCUCCAUAGCCAGCAGCUACGGCAUGCUGGUCGGUCUACAAGCGGGACAGAGCAACGGCUUGGAGGGUCGCAGCAAGUACGCCUGGCCCAACUCCAGCGGCAUUAAGACCAGCGAUUUGGAUCAAACCGAAUUCGAGUCGGACAGCUUUGGCAACAAUAGCGGCCGCUUGAGCUUCUCACCCGAUCUGUUUAGCCAGGAGUACGAGGCGGUGCCGCUGGAUGAGCUAUUCGACAAGACGCUGCCACUGGUGCGCUCCACUCCCAUUUACGCACAGAACAUGAGCAUGCCACAAAUGUUGCGCACACUGCAGCAACAGCAGAGCAAAUUGAAGAGCGUUGAGCAGCGCAUUCGCAACUUUGAGCUGCCAGCCAAUCUGACAGAGGAGACGCUCAAGAAAUGCCGCAGUAAUCCGCAGUACGCACAGAAGCUGCAGGCGAUUGAUAAACUGGCACGCAACAAUGGCUUCAGUGCCUGCAGCAUGGAGGAGCUCGAGAGCUACAUGCAGUUCCUCAUCGAGUAUGCGGAUGUUUGCCUGGGCAGCUGCAGCGAGCACAUGGAUAAGAUCAUUGAUACGCUGCUUGAUCGCCGAGCAGUGCAAGUUUAA